Molecule: messenger RNA, 348 nt
Organism: Cuscuta europaea
Lineage: Eukaryota; Viridiplantae; Streptophyta; Magnoliopsida; Solanales; Convolvulaceae
Source: the annotation of a GenBank genome assembly
GUGUGGGCUUAUGAAAAAAUUCCUAAAUUUGGGGAACACUUUGGCACCCGUGUUGGUAAUCAUGAAGUCCCAAUACUAAAUUGGUCAUGUCAUGGGAAAUUCCGGUCAUCUAAGAUACGAGAAAUUGUCUUUGUUGAUGAGUUGCGUACACCCCCUUCUUCCGAUGCUGAAGAUGAAGACAAUAUUGAAGUUGAAACAAGGGAAAGAGUUCAAGCAAUGUGUUCGGACAUUGAUGAGAUCAAAAGCAGUCUUCAAAGGCUGGACAAAAAAGUGGAAGAGGAGCUUGGUGAACUGAAACACUUGCUGGUUCAGGUUAUUGAUACAGUCAACAAGGCUUUAAAGGAAAAG